AUGAUGCAACAGCCAUUCUCUGCUUCCUCCUCAACCGCUGGCUUCUUCCAAGCUCUUCCGGUACUACCACCACAAUACACCAAUACAUCUUCCCUUCCAGAAGCUCUCCAGUCUCGAUAUCCGGACUCUUUGCAGGCCUCGGACGAUAAGGUCGUCGUGCGAAUAUUGGAUCUCUACUUACCACAAAAUGCAACGGAAGCAACCAAGCAUGUACACCAUCUAGCACGUCUAGCGUUGAAGCCAUCUAUCUUGAAGUAUGCCACGGACGCGGAGACGAAACAUCCGGUACUACGACCACUCUCUACAUUCGGUGCAGAGAACAAGAUUGAUCCUUUGUGGACGACGUCUGGGUGGCAGAACCUGAAAGAGAUUGGAUACCAAGAGGGGGUGGUCUCGGUGGCUUACGACAAAGCUCAUACCACCUUCAACAGGCGUGUGCAACAAUUUGUCGGAAACCAUGUAUGGAGCUCGACUGGUACCAUGACCGGGUGCCCUCAAAGCAUGACUGAUGGCGCUGCGACACUGUUAGGCAAGCACAAGAAUGAUUCUGACGGGGAUCAAUCAGGACGAGGCGAAGUACUAAGAGAAGCGUACGAUCGACUUUGCAGCCGCGACCCGGAUGUGGCUUGGACAAGUGGGCAAUGGAUGACGGAGCGAUCCGGUGGCAGUGAUGUAUCCGGCACAGAAACAUUUGCUGCACGUAUGACAUCGCAGGAACUGGCUGAAGAUAGAAAGAUGGGAAGAGACCGUGAUGCAGUCGGUAUGGAACUAGGCCCUUGGAGGAUACAUGGCUUCAAGUGGUUCAGCAGCGCAACAGACUCUGAGAUGGCUGUACUUCUUGCACGUACAGACAAAGGUGGCUUGUCGGCGUUCUACAUACCCAUGCGUCGAAGGGUGGGUACUCGAUCGCUGGAUUCCGAUUCUAUGAUUGGAGAAGCGCAGCCUCAAACUGAGCUCAAUGGUGUUCGCAUCCAGCGUCUGAAGGAUAAGCUAGGAACCAAAUCACUGCCAACUGCCGAGCUCGAACUGAAUGGUGCGCGCGGAUGGCUCAUCGGUACUGAAGGCCAAGGCGUCAAGGAAAUAUCCGCUAUCCUCAAUAUCACGCGAUUGCACACUGCAGGGGGCAGUGUUGCGAACUGGGGACGUGGUUUGGCUAUUUGCCGUGCCUAUAGCAAGGUACGCAAAGUUCGUGGUGGAUUACUCCAGACCAACCCUGCACAUCUGGCGUGGAUGGCUGGAGAGACGGUCAGAUACUGGGCUAAUACGCACUUCACGUACCUCGGUGUUGCCCUGCAAGGCGCCCUGGAACAAGAUUGGGACAAAAUGGUUGCAAACACGAAAGCAGCGAAGUUGAUACCAAAUGAUAACACUACGGUAGCGGCUUUGUUGAGAUUGCUGCUGCCUGCGAUGAAAGCCCAAGUCAGUGUGGCAUCCGUUCAUGGGUUACGGCAAUGUAUGGAAUGCCUCGGUGGUGUCGGAUACUGCGAAAACAACGAAGACGGCGGCUUGAUGAACAUUGCGAAGAUUUAUCGCGAUAAUCUCGUCAAUCCGAUAUGGGAAGGUACCGUCAGCGUUAUGGCUGAAGACGUCGUUCGAGUGCUUACUGACAAGCGGUUGGGCGAUGGUGAUAUCUUGAACAACGUGUUCGUGCCAUGGAUCAAAGACUUGCUCGACCAAUGUUCGUCUACCUUCCAUGAUCAGGUUUUAAUCGUCGAGGAUAUACUUCAGGCUCUCAACAAACUUAUCCAUAAUGCGCAGAAAGAAGAGCUCCUAUACCACGGACGAGAAAUUCUCGAACAUCUCAUGGUAAUCGUUAGUGGUGCCAUGUUGAUGUACGAUGCGCAAGCCAACCCAGAUGCUGUUGCACGAGAGAUUGCAGUACGAUGGAUUCGCAUGAAUGCACACUCUCCGCAAGAAUACGCACGCUCUCAGGAUUGGAAGAUUUCGUCAUGUAUGGACAAGCGUAUCUUUCUUGGAACGCCGGACGUCGACUUGGGAGUGUCAGCAAAACUCUAA
Molecule: messenger RNA, 2016 nt
Organism: Alternaria arborescens
Lineage: Eukaryota; Fungi; Ascomycota; Dothideomycetes; Pleosporales; Pleosporaceae
Exons: 1
Coding region: 1-2016 (671 amino acids)
Molecular function (GO): oxidoreductase activity, acting on the CH-CH group of donors
Source: RefSeq, a predicted model, not a curated record